UGUAAAAUAUCCGGUUGACCUUUAUAAUUAGCCGCUUUCAUUUCGCGAACUUCACGAGCAAACUGAGUGGAUGGCUGGACCGCACACUGGACAGGAGUUUCAGUGAAGGAACGAGAAACAAGGGCAUAUCGGAAAGGAUCCUCUAAACACAUUGUUGGCCUGUCUAGAGAGCGAUAUUGGGAAUGUUUUCCUUGUCAACAACAGUCCAACCACAGGUCACUGUCCCCCUGAGUCACCUGAUCAAUGCCCUCCAAUACCUGAAGACCGCAGUGGGCAGCAGCAGUGCCGCUGCUAAACCUCAGCAUAGAGAGCAUGCCUCGGAACAGGACUUGCAGAGCACAGAGCCCACGUGGAGCCUGAGGGACCUGGGCCUGUCUGACCUGGGCGUGGGGCAGCUGGAUGAGCUUAUAAGCGCUAUAUUACCACGUCUGAGUCAACAGGGGGCGCUGUCCUCAUCCAGCCCCAGCCAACAGGCCUGGAGGACCUCUCACCUCUCCUCACAUUCCUUCUUCCACAACAAGCAUGGGUUCUCUGUUGGUAAAAUGGGCACCUCCUACCCUGUUUUCUGCAAACAGAUCCCUUCCCCUCUUCAGGCCGUUUGUACAGAGCUCCGCUAUUGGCCAGGGUUCUCUGUUGGUAAAAUGGGCACCUCCUACCCUGUUUUCUGCAAACAGAUCCCUUCCCCUCUUCAGGCCGUUUGUACAGAGCUCCGCUAUUGGCCAGUGUGGAUCCAGAACAGAGGUUUUAAAACUCUAGGGAAACACAAACGACUGCAGGCAGGCUUUGAGCGUCCCAUGGAAUCAGAUGGCUUUACACCCUCCUUUAUGAAGGGCCUCCUGACGCGUGAUAAGGGGAUGGAGGUGGAAACCUUGGACACGCUUAUGAAGAACAAGAAUAUCCCCGAUGGGCAGCAAGAUUCUUUCAAGACCGGGUUUGCUGAGGGCUUCCUGAAAUCCCAAGCUCUGACACAGCGCACACAAGACUCUCUGAGGAGGACGAGGCUGGUCCUGCUGGUCCUGCUGCUCCUGGGACUCUACGGCCUCUCCAAGACCCCCUUCCUAUCGGUACGAUUCCAAACCACAUCAGGCCUGGACUCAGCGGUGGACCCUGUCCACAUGAAGAAUGUGACGUUUGAGCACGUAAAAGGGGUGGAGGAGGCCAAGAAUGAGUUGCAGGAGGUGGUGGAGUUCCUCCGGAGCCCAGAGAAGUUCACCGUCCUCGGAGGGAAACUGCCAAGAGGGGUCUUGCUGGUUGGCCCUCCUGGUACUGGGAAGACUCUGUUGGCCAGAGCCGUGGCUGGAGAAGCCAACGUCCCAUUUUAUUAUGCCUCUGGCUCGGAGUUUGAUGAGAUGUUUGUGGGGGUUGGAGCCAGUCGCAUCAGGAACCUCUUCAAGGAAGCCAAAGCAAAUGCGCCGUGCGUGAUCUUCAUUGACGAGUUGGACAGCGUCGGCGGGAAGAGGAUCGAGUCUCCCAUGCACCCCUACUCCAGACAGACCAUCAACCAGCUACUGGCUGAGAUGGACGGGUUCAAACCAAACGAAGGGGUCAUUAUCAUUGGAGCGACAAACUUCCCUGAGGCUUUGGAUAAUGCUCUGAUUCGACCGGGACGUUUCGACAUGCAGGUCACCGUCCCCAAGCCAGAUGUGAAGGGGCGCACAGAGAUCCUCAACUGGUACCUUAGGAAGAUCAAAGUAGACCCUGAUGUGGAGGCUGGGAUCAUCGCCAGGGGAACAGUGGGCUUCACCGGGGCCGACCUGGAGAACCUGGUCAACCAAGCGGCUCUGAAGGCGGCGGUGGAUGGCAAAGACAUGGUGACCCUCAAAGAGCUGGAGUUCGCCAAGGACAAGAUCCUCAUGGGCCCAGAGAGGAGGAGUGUGGAGAUAGACAAAAAGAACAAGGAGAUCACGGCGUACCACGAGUCUGGCCACGCUAUCGUGGCGUACUACACCAAGGAUGCCAUGCCCAUCAACAAGGCCACCAUCAUGCCCAGAGGACCUACGCUGGGUCAUGUGUCCAUGCUCCCAGAUGAUGACCGCUGGAGCGAGACUCGUGCUCAGCUGCUGGCCCAGAUGGACGUCAGCAUGGGAGGCCGUGUGGCAGAGGAGAUCAUAUUUGGCAAUGAGUUCAUCACCACUGGUGCAUCAAGUGACUUUGAUGCUGCCACCAGAAUUGCAAAAAUGAUGGUGACCAGAUUUGGUAUGUGUGAGAGGCUGGGUGUCAUGACCUACACUGACCAAACCAAGCAGAGCCCAGAGACACAGGCUGCCAUCGAACACGAAGUCAGGAAACUUUUAAAGGAUUCGUACGAGCGGGCCAGGGCUCUCCUCAAGUCUCAUGCCAAAGAACACCAGAACCUAGCCAACGCCCUGUUGCAAUACGAGACGCUGGAUGCCAGAGAGAUCAAGAUGGUCCUGGAGGGCAAGGGCCUGGAGACAAGAUGAGACUUCCAAGGGUGGAGCUGUCACUCUGUUUAAUUUGGGAGAUCGGGUGAGGGGUGGGAAGACAAUAAAUCGCUGUCCACAGUGAUUUCAGUCUACGCAAACAGAGCUACGGAGCUGUACGUGUGUAUGUACAGUGGCUUCAGGAAGUAUGCACAGCCUGAAUUUAAAACGGAUUAAAUAAAGUUUUUGUGUCACUGGCCUACACACAAUACCCCAUAAUAUAUAAAAGUGGAAUUAGGUUUUUAGAAAUGUUUACAAAUGUUAUGAAAAGCUGAAAUGUCUUGACUCAAUAAGUAAUCAUUCCAAAAUAUUCCAAAACAUGCAUCCUUUUGGCAAACAAAGCACUCAAGUAAUACUGAAAAAAAUGUGGCCAAGAAAUUCACUUUAUUUCAUGAAUACAAAGCAUCAUGUUUGUGGCAAAUCCAACACAGCACAUCACAGAGUACCACUCUUCACAUUUUCAAGCAUGGUGGUGGCUAUAUCAUGUUAUGGGUAUGCUUGACAUCGGCAAGGACUAGAGUUUCUUUUUAUCAAAAAAAAAAAAAAAAAAAACUGAAGUGAGCUAAGCACAGGCAAAAUCUUAGAGGAAACCCCGGUUCAGUCUGCUUUCCAACAGACACUGGAGACAAAUUCACAUUUCAGCAGGACAAUAACCUCAAACACAAGGCCAAAUAUUUGCUGGAGUUGCUUACCAAGACGACAUUGAAUGUUCCUGAGUGGCCUAGUUACAGUUUUAGCUUAAAUCUGCUUGAAAAGCUAUGGCAAGAAAAUGGCUGUCUAGCAAUGAUCAACAACCAACUUGAAAGAACUUUAAUAAUUUAAAAAAAGAUUAAUGUGCAAAUAUUGUACAAUCCAGGUGUGCAAAGCUGUUCGAGAUUUACCCAGAAAGACUCGGCUGUAAUCGCUGCCAAAGGUGAUUCUAAUAUAUAUAUAUAACAUAUAUUGAUGUGAAUACUUAUACAUAUUAGAUUUUUUAACAUGUUUUAACUUUGUCAUUAUGGGGCUAUUGUUUUGAAGAUAGGUGAGGAAAAAAUUAUAUUUAAUCCAUUUUGAAUUACGACUGUAACACAACAAGAUGUGGAAUAAGUCAAAGGGUGUGAUGAAUACUUCCUGAAGGCACUGUGUAUAUGUAAAUAUGUGUUAAAUGUUUUAUGCUCAGUAAAAGUCCACGUCCAUUGAUUCAAUGUCUUGCUCUAGACCUCCAGAAUCACAAUGAAACCAUCUAUCCUGCAUAAAAAUACAUUUGUUUCUACCUGAGACUUAAGUCAUAUGGAAUCGGAUUCUCCCUAAGUAGUCUACCAAUAUUCCCAGGUUUGUCUGAGCCGUGUGUGUAACAGUUGCUGUUUCAAAGGUGGCCUUUUGGGAAUGUACAUGGAUUAGGGACUGUUUUGGACUUAAUCCAAAAUUCUAAUGUCUCUUAGUCUGAAAAUGUACUUGAUGUAUUUAUGUGAUAAAAUAUGUAAAUGCCGUGUGUGUGUAUAUAGUUGGAAGGGAAAGCUGCUGUUCUUUGAAAAAAUGCUUUGUUACUUCAAACCCAACUUUGGUGUAUUAAGCAGUGACGGGCCAUUAAAUCCUCGUCGUUUUUGGUUUCAAUUCAGCCAACAUUCGUUCAUCCAUUUAAUUACGAAAUAGCUCAAGUUCUGGUUUUUAGGUCUAAACAAUUGUUAAAGUAACAAUGAAACCUAGAAGACCCUACAACCCCUCAUCCCUUAUACCCCUCACCCCACUUCUGCUGUGUAUUCACAUCUGAACACCAGCUGUCUCUAGCGUUACCUCAGUAGUUCUGUGAAUCUCUUUACAUGUCCUCACGUUGUAUGUUUUUAAACACAGAAGCACAGAACCUUGUGGUGUAAGCAAGGACCGUCAUAGUAAUUUGCUGGUGUGUAAGCCUUUAAGGGAAACGGUCAAAUGCAUUUGUAGACAAUACUCAAUAACUUCAACAAUCUAGUAUCUCCGUCUUUGGUUAGCAUGAACGCUUUAGCCAAGAACGUUGAAAUCUUUUGAAACAUCUUCUAAUGUCGAGUUGGAAAUGUUAAGAUUGCGAUACAAUGGAGGUUUAAAGACCAUACCUUUUUAGCAUUUAAGAAUAAACUUUUCUUUAGAGGAAAAUAUUAUUAUGAUGAUACACUGUGCAAUUGGGUAUAUAACCAGCGUAACUUAUUUGUAUGCUUUGUACAUUUUAGUGUUUUACUCACAUUUUGAGCUCCUGUUUUGGCCCCUUUUACCCACCUUUUAGUUGUGUAUAUGAAUGGGGUUUAACGGAAACACUGUAUUUAGAUAAGGCUUUUGGGCUGCGUAUGCAUUGACUGGCUUUACAAUUGGCUGACACGCGUUUUAUUCUCUCAAUGAUAUGACGACAGACGUUGGGAGGAAAUGUAUGUGCAGCUGAAGUAAAUAAAUGAAACCCUGUUAUUAUAAUCUUAA
Messenger RNA from Salvelinus fontinalis (brook trout), 4865 nucleotides. RefSeq names its product ATP-dependent zinc metalloprotease YME1L1-like. The record is from RefSeq and is a predicted model, not a curated record. Gene Ontology annotation, molecular function: metalloendopeptidase activity; ATP binding; ATP-dependent peptidase activity. NCBI's taxonomy places the organism in Eukaryota, Metazoa, Chordata, Actinopteri, Salmoniformes, Salmonidae. The coding region runs from base 183 to 2441 and encodes 752 amino acids. The transcript has 19 exons. Gene Ontology annotation, biological process: mitochondrion organization; protein quality control for misfolded or incompletely synthesized proteins. Gene Ontology annotation, cellular component: mitochondrial inner membrane.